AACGCAAUCUGAUUAUUCGAAUUGACAUUCGUUAAUCAACUUGGUUGUCAAUUUUAAAAAAGAGAAGCAAAGUAAAUUGAAUAUUCAUUUUCCGGUGGACUAAAGUUGGAAGUUUGCGGGCAUAACUGGCAGUGGAUGUUGGUAUUGCCGUAUUGGUAUGGCAGGAGAUACGUCCGCAUCCACAUCUGUGACUGAUGCUCCCUUUUCCGGCCUUGUCAUUUGCGUCUCUGGUCUUUCUAAAGAAGCAAGGAAGCAAGUUAUGGAAGGCACUCUAAGAUUAGGCGGUAAUUACAGCCCUAAUCUCCACCCCAAUUGCACCCACUUGCUGGUCCAGAGUCUCGGGGGACACAAAUUCGAACAUGCGUUGAACCACACUCAUCUUUUUGUUGUUACUCUUGGAUGGUUUAUUGAUUCCGUCAACAAUCAUGUCAAGUUAGAUGAAUUACCCUAUACUGUCUGGACCACCCCCACCCCCAGGGAAUGGGAUAAGGAUGCUUGUGUUUCGAUAAACCAGAAGCAGAAGCAGAAGCAGUUCCCACAAAACCAAUUGCAUUCUGAUAUCAACAAAGUGUCUGGCCACUCUAUAUUUAUCGACUUGGAUGUUUCUGCUCAACUGCGCUGUAAGGUUGUUGAUGUGGCUACUCGAGAAGGUGCUGUGCUUGUUGAUCAAUGGUUUGUAGGUUGUGGUGCAAGCUAUGUUGUUUGUGAGGGGUCAUCCAUACAAAGAUAUCUUGGACACUGUGAUAACAUUGUUAGUCCCAUGUGGGUUCUGAAGACAUCUAAAGAGAGAUAUAUGCAACGAUUUGUUGGAUUGUCUGCUGAUCUGGCUAGGUAUGUAGGAGCGAUGCUUGAAAACCUUCAACAUGUAACUGCAAGACAGGAUGCUUGUAAGGAAAAUUGCAAUGAUCACAUUCCUAUAUGUGAUAGAAGUAAACUUAGCCAAGAAGAAAGGCUGCAAGUGGCAAACCUUGCAAAAUGCGGCAUUAGAAGUCGGCGUGCCCGACGUUUGCAGUCGUGUCAAGUACCCUUGCGUCCAAUCAACCCCAGCAGCCUUCUAGACUCAAUCUGCUGGUCUAUCUCCGAGCCAACUUCUAGGGCUUCUGUAUAUGCAGAUUCUCUUACAUCCAAAAAAAACUUUGAGAUGCACAAACAUGGGCUUUCUGUUGGAGGGGAUCAUGUUGAAUCUGAAGCUUCUUUCUCAAAUUUAUUACGACCACUUACCGAAAGUGAGGAGAAUGAGUUAGUGUUUAAAAAUCACUUCAUCACCAUACUGUAUCCAGUUGAUCGAUUUGCUGAGUUGGGCCCUUCCUCAAGAACAUAUUUUAGUGACGCAGGAUUUACUUGUCUGCAGUUGCUGGAGUUUAUAUAUGCCUUCUACCAGGAAAAUAUGUCAGAUCAUGAAACAGAGGUUGCAAUUCACACUGACUCAAGGCAUGCUGACCAGCUCCGAUCAAUUUAUUGCAGUGAGAGAACAACAGAAGUUGGUUGCAUGACGUACAAGCGCAUUGAAUUUCUAGGAAGCCGGAGAAGUUUUGAAAUGUUGAAGCGUGUAAGUGGGGAUAACAAUAGCAAUGUCUAUGAACUUCUAUUAAGUGAAUAAGAAAUAUAUGUGUAGUAUAGUGCAUGUUGUUAGGAGUAGUUUGAAGGGGCCUGAAAGGGAUUGUAUUUAUUUCCAAUACCCCCAUCCCCAAAAAGAAGGGAAAAAAUAGAACUGAACAGCACAAUUUUAUGAAUGAAAAUAAGCAAAGGCUAGCAAGUUCGGCCUUAUACAGUUGGUGCAA
Messenger RNA from Chenopodium quinoa (quinoa), 1781 nucleotides. RefSeq lists its product as uncharacterized. The transcript has 10 exons. The record is from RefSeq and is a predicted model, not a curated record. The coding region runs from base 158 to 1600 and encodes 480 amino acids. NCBI's taxonomy places the organism in Eukaryota, Viridiplantae, Streptophyta, Magnoliopsida, Caryophyllales, Amaranthaceae.